AUGGCUCCAGAAAAUCACUCCACAGUGACUGAGUUCAUCUUGACUGGGCUUUCACAGAAGUCAGAACUCCAGCUGCCCUUCUUCUUUCUUUUUCUAGGAAUCUAUGUGGUCACAGUGGUGGGGAAUCUGGGCAUGAUCACCCUUAUCCUUCUCAGUUCUCACCUGCACACCCCCAUGUACUAUUUCCUCACCAGUCUCUCCUUCAUUGAUCUCUGCCAUUCCACUGUCAUUAUCCCCAAAAUGCUGGUGAACUUUGUGACAGAGAAGAACACCAUCUCCUACCCUGAAUGCUUGACUCAGCUCUACUUUUUCCUCAAUUUUGCUAUUUCAGAAUGUCACAUGUUGGCUGCAAUGGCCUAUGAUCGCUAUGUUGCCAUCUGUAGCCCCUUGCUUUAUAAUAUAGCUAUGUCUCAUGAAACCUGCUUUUCUCUGAUUUUAGGGGUGUAUAUAGUAGGUGUGGUUUGUGCAUCAGUUCAUACUGGCUGCUUAAUUAAGAUUCAUUUCUGCAAUGAUGUGAUCAACCACUAUUUUUGUGAUCUCCCUCCCCUUCUGAAGUUAUCCUGUUCUAGCACUUACAUCAAUGAAUUGUUGGUUCUAUGCUUUGGUACAUUUAACAUCUUUGUCCCAAGUCUGACCAUCCUUGGAUCUUACAUCUUCAUCAUUGACAGCAUCCUCCGCAUUCACUCCACUGAAGGCAGGUCCAAAGCCUUCAGCACCUGCAGCUCCCACAUCUCUGCUGUUUCUGUCUUUGGCUCUGCCACAUUCACGUAUUUGCAGCCAUCCUCAGUCAGCUCCAUGAACCAAGGGAAAGUGUCCUCUAUGUUUUACACCAUUAUUGUGCCCAUGCUAAACCUUAUCUACAGCCUGAGGAAUAAGAAUGUCAAUCAUGCUCUAAAGAAACUGCUAAAGAGAAAAACAUUUCUGUAA
Castor canadensis (American beaver) is the source of this 927-nucleotide messenger RNA. Lineage: Eukaryota; Metazoa; Chordata; Mammalia; Rodentia; Castoridae. The record is from RefSeq and is a predicted model, not a curated record.